UCUUCAACCUCUCUGAUUCCUUUUUCACUGUCUUCUUCGCCGGAUCUCUUGCCGGAGCUCUCGCCGGUUCUUAUUGCAGUCCCACUCGUCUUCCUCGUUCCCUCUGUUCCUUCGUUAUCUUACCACUCUCGCUCAGGAUCUUUGCUUCUCCGACAAUGGCGGCUACUACACAGUACAAGUCUUGUCUUCUUCAACCUAAGUCUGGCUCCACCACUCGCCGACUAAACCCUUCUCUCGUUAAUCCUCUUACGAAUCCGACAAGAGUUUCGGUUUUGGGGAAGAGUCGUAGAGAUGUGUUUGCGAAAGCUUCGAUGGAAAUGGCGGAAUCGAAUUCGAUACCUUCCGUUGUUGUCAAUUCCUCUAAGCAGAAUGGUCCUAUCAUCGUCAUUGAUAAUUACGACAGCUUCACUUACAAUCUCUGCCAGUAUAUGGGAGAGCUAGGAUGCCAUUUCGAAGUUUACCGCAAUGAUGAACUUACAGUAGAGGAGCUGAAAAGAAAAAAUCCAAGAGGGGUAUUGAUUUCUCCUGGACCUGGUAAAUAUUUUGGCGUAUGUGGUGUUGCAAUUCUUGGAUUGUUAUCUUUUUCUACA
Molecule: messenger RNA, 590 nt
Organism: Arabidopsis lyrata subsp. lyrata
Lineage: Eukaryota; Viridiplantae; Streptophyta; Magnoliopsida; Brassicales; Brassicaceae
Product: anthranilate synthase beta subunit 1, chloroplastic
Exons: 5
Biological process (GO): L-tryptophan biosynthetic process
Cellular component (GO): cytosol
Source: RefSeq, a predicted model, not a curated record